Molecule: messenger RNA, 1304 nt
Organism: Ostrinia nubilalis (European corn borer)
Lineage: Eukaryota; Metazoa; Arthropoda; Insecta; Lepidoptera; Crambidae
Gene: Cdk4
Product: cyclin-dependent kinase 4
Exons: 7
Coding region: 222-1196 (324 amino acids)
Biological process (GO): protein phosphorylation; regulation of gene expression; G1/S transition of mitotic cell cycle
Cellular component (GO): cytoplasm; nucleus; cyclin-dependent protein kinase holoenzyme complex
Molecular function (GO): cyclin-dependent protein serine/threonine kinase activity; ATP binding; cyclin binding
Source: RefSeq, a predicted model, not a curated record
UCGUUCCCCUGCGCCUGCGCUUGUUCAGUCGGCCUAUAUUGUGGUGUCCUUGUUAGUAAAACUUGUUGCGUUAAAAUACAUCAAAAUAAAACUUUUUGGCGUCCGGUUUUCACGAUUCAGUUAACAACAAUGUAAAGUUUAUCAAGUGUUCGUCCAUUUUCGUGUUCUUUUGUGCGAAUUGAAGUUAAUUUAGAAAGAAACUAGGCAUUUUAGUCGUUAAAAUGUCUGGGAUGAGUGGUAGUUCUAAAGCCCCUACCAUGGCUUCUUUGGGGGAUGUGAGUGCUUUGUUGCAAACAGCGAAGAAAUAUGAAGAGCUGAACGUAAUUGGCACAGGAGCCUACGGCACAGUAUACAAAGCUCGGGACCUCCAUAACGGAGGUCAAAUAGUCGCAAUGAAGAAAGUAAAAGUAGCGCUUACGGAGGAUGGGAUACCGCUGUCCACAUUGAGAGAAAUCGCUUUAUUGAGACAGCUGGAGGCUUAUAGACAUCCAAAUAUUGUGAGACUUCUAGACGUCUGCCACGGAGGACAGUCCAUGGAGCGGGACCAUCAGCUGGUUCUCUUCCUGGUGUUCGAACAUGUCGAGCAGGACCUUGACUCGUACUUGAAGAGAGCCCCAGGGCCGUUACCGGAGAACAGAAUCAGAAGCAUGUCCUACGAUAUUCUGUCAGGCAUAGACUUCCUGCAUUCCCACCGCAUAGUGCACCGCGACCUGAAGCCACAUAACUUGCUCGUGGCGGGCGGCGGGCGCGUCAAGCUGGCCGACUUUGGACUGGCCAAGACCUACGACGCCGACAUGAAGCUCACCAGCGUUGUAGUAACCCUCUGGUACCGCCCACCAGAAGUGCUCCUCGGCGCUGCCUACAACACAGCAGUCGACGUGUGGUCUUGCGGCUGCGUUUUGGCAGAGUUACACACGCGAUCUCCCAUUACGGCUGGUGCUUCUGACUCUGACCAGCUGCACUGCAUCUUCAGACUGAUCGGCCGCCCGAGUAGAGAAGAGUGGCCUGAGAACGCGUCAGUAUUGCCUGACAGUUUUCCUGACUACCCUCCUAAGGACCUGGCUGACGUGCUGCCUAAUGCACAUCCUAACGCCUUGGAUCUGAUUAGGAAAAUGCUAGUAUUCGACGCGUCGAAGCGGCUGACGGCGCUGGAUUGCCUGGAGCAUCCUUACUUCACUGAAGAACCUCUGACGUAACUGUUGCUUAGUUUAUACGCCCUUGGUAUCUCUUAUAAGCAUUUUCGUUCAAAACAAGAAAUGCUUAGGAAAAAUUACAAAAAAAAUCUAGAGUAAACCGACAGUCAU